Messenger RNA from Lachnellula hyalina, 5835 nucleotides. RefSeq names its product Rho guanine nucleotide exchange factor (gene gef1). Gene Ontology annotation, biological process: intracellular signal transduction. The record is from RefSeq and is a predicted model, not a curated record. Bases 1 to 5835 code for a protein of 1944 amino acids. NCBI's taxonomy places the organism in Eukaryota, Fungi, Ascomycota, Leotiomycetes, Helotiales, Lachnaceae. Gene Ontology annotation, molecular function: guanyl-nucleotide exchange factor activity. The transcript is spliced from 3 exons.
AUGGAGAGCAGUAUCAAUGGAGCAGAUCAGAACUUUUAUGCUAGGCGCCCUGUUGCAAAUCAACAUCAUCCUCACUCCACCACUACCACCACCGACUUGCCCUCUCCCGAAAAGCCUCACCUACUUCUCCAACAACGCACCUACGACCCACCACCGCUCCCAGACUUCGACGCACCUUCACCGCAAUCUCAAUUGCCUCCCGAGCUCCCUUUCCUCACAACUGAGAAUCUGCAAGCUGCCACAGCAAAUGGAUAUAACGCUGCAGGUGCCUUGACCGAUGGGGAUGACCCGGCCGAAUUCUACAGAGAAUAUCGCGGUGUACAGCAGCCUCCGAACGGCUACACAGAUACGACAAACGGCAUGGCGACUACCGACACGAGACCGACUCCCUCCUCGCUGAGGUCGAAUGGGAAUGGCACAACUGCGAAACACCCCCCGAUCCCCGCACGAGGAGUCAAGACUUCCUAUCGUUCCGCAUCCUCUCCCCUCGACGACAGAAUGCCUUUGAGCUCCGCCAAAUCGUCACCAGCCCUGAAUGGCAUGCCUAGGCAUGGGAAGAGUGUUAAGGAUCUACUGAGACAAUUCGACCAGAAUAAUGAACCAUCGAGCUCAACAGUCCGCAAACCGGCCUCUCGCCUGGUCACGAAGAAUGGCGCAUCGGGUUCCCCUUACAUGAAGGAUCGAAAUGGAAACGUGAGUCGCACGACGGGCAUUUCUCAAAACACAUCAAUAUCAUCACGAGCUGGCACGUCUACGAGAGAUGGAGCCGGACGAAAAUCCCCGGAGAAAACGAGGACGACCCAGAGAACACGAUUUGCAACAGAAGACCAAGAAUCGAAUAAUAUCCUCUCGGGUGUACCCCGCCCAACUCGUUCGCGCAACCCAGUGUCGGGGAGUAGCUUCCAAGCUUCCAAGUCCAUGACCAACCUCUCACCCACCUCGCCAACCUCGCCAGACUCCAACCUCCCCCCACAAACGCCCGCGAGACGACCUCUGUUCGGGGAAGUUCUACCUGCUGGACCGGGUUCAGAUGAUAUUGGUUAUGGUAUCCCCCAUGUCGCAACUCACAGAACUUCUGAUUCUAAUUUACAUCCAAAUUCGCAACGCCAACGGAGUCGCUCUGAAGUGGAUGUUUCGCCCUCUUCUCCCACUGCUUGGUAUCUCGGUGUCACACAUACCCUGGACGAUGUUGAACCAAACAGACAGCUCCGCCCCUUACACGGUCAUAAUCGAAACCACAGCGAUUUCGCAGACCCCAAGGCAAACCCAAUGAAUGGCGUGAGUCCAGAUUUCGAGAGCCCAGUUAUACCAAGUCUCCCGAAACAGUCUAAAAGGCAAAGCUCUCGCUCUCGCUUACCUAAACCCUCCAAGAGACUAAGUAACUCAUCCGAAUCCUCGAGUCAGACCUCGACUCGGGCUAGCUCGCCUUUGACGACUAAGUCCUACUCGAAUGGAAAAUUGCGAAAGGCUGAACAGAGACCGUGGAGCCCUGCAACCCACUCGACAAAUACACUUACGCAAAGAUCUCCCCGGGGCAAGGUAACGAGAGCUGAACCUGCGCCGAGUGGAGCGAGUCUCAAUGCUUACAUUUCUGCCCCUCCACCCAGAACAUCCCCACCUCUGCGAAGCUCUCGGCCACGACAAUCAGUCUCGGCAACUAAUAAUUCAAAGCAAAAAGCAAGCGCCUCACAGCAGGUCCCCACUGGCAUGAAAAUCACUCGCAGUAAUGGCCCACCAGGAUUUGAUGAUCCCCAGCCUCGAAAGAUAAGUGUCGGACCAGUUAAUUUUGAGGAGCGGAGAAUUAAGAUAAAAAGAGCUUAUACCAAGUCGAUCCACGAGAAUGAGAAGAACAGAAUAUGUGCGGAAAACUUAAGGCGUCUGCAGGAGAGAACUGCGCGGGGCUCUCCCGAAGCGGAUAAUAAGGACUCCAAUGUAUCACAGUCAAGACCAGAAACUCCUCCACCAGUACCUGCAAUAGGCCACCAACCGAACUUUGGAAGCUCACCACCGCCUCUUCAAACAUCACCCACGCCUUGUCAAACCUCACAGCAGCCCUUGCAAAUAAGUACUACAUUCUUCAAUGAUCCGUCCCCCCUGGAAAGAAACGUCAUGGAGUUUCAAGAUUCCCCAACACUUGGCAUGCCUGGUAGUUUCGUUGAUGAUGACGAGCCACCACAAUCUGCAAUAUCGAAUACGACUGCAAUCACCGAAAUUGAAAACGAACCCCAGACAGAAGUUGCACGGUUGAGGCGACUACCCUCGAGCAGGCUAUCAUCUAAUGUUCUUUUUGUUCUAGAUGAUUUAAGCCCAGAGCAGGCUUUAUACGGCAUCGGUCAGGAUGAAAAGAUCGACGUUAAACUUGCUACCACUCCUAUUGAAGAAGCCGAGUCGACUCCAACAGAAGAUGUUGUAACUCGCUAUCCUUCGCCGCCGGGUGCUUUCCAGGAUGGACUUGAUGAGCUAGUACACAAAACUAACUUGCCUAAUAUGAGUCCGGACGCAACAUCAGCUGCGCCGUUGAGACCUGCCCCAAUCCUUGAGUCUGCUGAUGAGCAAGGGUCCAGCACGGCCGAGCACCCAAAAGAGCCGACUAUUGCCGAUGAGCCUACCAUUCCUCAAAUUCAGGGCCCUCCCGAAAUUUACUUGCCUGACGAGGCUGGAUUCACCAGCGUUGAUGACAAGGCUGAUCCUCCUCGGCUUCCGCUUCCCGAUUUACGGACAGCCUUAGCGCCACCAUCAGUAGCCUCAAACGAAGGUGGAAAUGACUACUUGAAUACACCAGUGACAGAUAUGGAUUAUGAGAGCUCGGAUGGCGUAGGAGCUACAAAUCUGAGCGAGCAAGCGUAUCAAACGUCUUACGAAACUAGUCGCGACCCUAUUCCAUAUUCGCGCGGUCAUCGUUCAAGCCAUCAAUCGUCGUGGACGGAUUAUUCUGUUGACUCGACACUAGAUUUUGCUGAACAGGCAGAACGUCAAAAGUCACCGCCACCAGUGAGUGUAUUUAACAAAGACCUUCGAGCUGUGUCGCCUAUUGUUCCACCAAAGCCCGAGGGCUACAGUCCCCAACCGUCUCCUCGUCCGUCUCCUCGCCCGUCUCCUCGCUUCUCCAUCACCUCUCCUUCAAUUAGUAGCCCAAAUCACGCUCAAGAACCGGCGUUCUCAGCACAUGAUGACUUUGGUAUCGGAUUCAAGGAGCCAAUCACCAGCGUACCUUUAUGGCCAGAGUAUGCACCACCUCCAGUCCCACAAAAGUCGUUGCCGUUGCCCCCGAAUCGCGAGCCACCUCCUCCAGUUACGCAUAACGAACCGCCCCGCGCAAGUGUUGACCACCCCCGUCAUAUUGAUGCUAGCCAAUCUCGAAGAUCAAGCAAUGAUAUUUACUCGCCGAGACCUUCUAUAUCCACCCCACGCUCAAGUACGCAAAUUUCGACCGAGGAUGUUGCGAAUGCAGCAUUCGGGAAGAAGCAUGCAAUUCCGGAAACUGAGUCUGAGCGAGAGGCAUCCGAAAAGUUGACGAAGCGCUUGUUCCAACGAAGGAAGGCGAUGGAAGAAUUGAUCUUGACGGAGUCUAAUUAUCUGAAAGACAUGAAUGUAGUUGAGGAGAUAUACAAAGGUACGGCUGAAGCGUGUCCGAAAUUGGAGCCCGGCGAUAUCAAAACGAUCUUCAGAAAUACCGAUGAAAUUGUCGCAUUUACCACUACCUUCCUUGAUGAAUUAAAAACUGCGGUGGCACCCGUUCUACCUCAGCGUGCGCCCAAGUCGAGAUGGAGCAGGGCAGGUAACGCAGAAUCGCCCACUCCAACAGCGUCUGAUAGAUUCUCGGUCGCUGCCACGUUAAAUGACUUGAGCGAAGAACAAAAGGACCGGCGGACAUCUGUUGGGGCUUGCUUUGGGAGACAUCUUAAGAAGAUCCAAGCAGUCUACUCUGACUUUUUGAAGAAUCAAGAAGUGGCCAGUUCCCGCCUAACAAUCCUUCUAACAGAUGGCUCGGUUAAAGUCUGGCUGACCGAAUGCGACACCGUUGCCAAGGACCUGACAACAGCAUGGGAUCUAGAUGCGCUACUUGUGAAGCCGGUUCAACGAAUCACCCGCUACCAGCUUUUUAUGGCUCAAUUACUUAAAGAUACCGAUGUCGAUCACCCAGACUACCCAUAUUUGACCGCUGCGAAUAGCGACUUAUUACUGAUAAUCAAUAACAUUAAUGAACUCAAGAAGCGGAUUCAUAUGGUCACAGAGAUUGUCGGCCGCAAGCGCAAGGAAUCCAACGUUCGAAAAAUGAGAGGGGUUUGGCCAAAAGGCCCUAAAAAGGAUAAGGACGAUAACCCAAAUCAGCUGACUUCAACUGGGACGGAGGACGAUCCAGUCUAUCUCAAGCUUCACGAAAGGUAUUGUGACAAUUAUCUUCGCAUGCAGGUAGUUCUUCGGGACGUUGAGUUUCAUGUACGGCAAUGUAUCACCAAUGUUAGUGAUGACCUGAGAUAUAAAUCGGCGAUGGAGCUUAUUAUGCGCUUGAGUGCGAGUCCUUGGCCGGAGAUAGAAAGCAAGUGGGCUCGGUUUAACAUGUCCAUGAGGGAUAUGGGAACUGUAGCUUUAGACCAACACACUGGAGCCAUCCGAACCCAAGUAAUCGAGCCUUUUGAGAAGACUAUACAGCUGUACGGACCACCUGGGCUUGCCAUGAAGAAACGCACGAAACGACGUGCCGAAUACGAGAAGAUUUCUGCGGCUAAGAAUUCUGGAUCCAAGAUCACAGAGAAGGACCAAGCCAAACUAGAGCAAUACGAAGCACUGAAUGAAACGCUCAAACUUGAGUUACCCCAGUUGUUCGAGAAGACCGAGGAGAUUGCAAACCUCCUUUUGGGUCAUUUCAUUUGUAUACAAGCGCGGUGGUAUGAUGUUUGGCAAAAGAAGGUGAGGGUUGUCUUGGAAGAAAGUCAGAUCCCCAAGGAUAUUGCAGAGAUUGUUAGUGCAUUCAACAGGGACUACAAGUUCGUUGAAAACAAAGCUCAAGCAUUGGGCAUUGUCAAUGGUACCAUGAACUUUGAAGAAAGGGUUCCCAGCUCAGGAAAAGCAUCGACAGAUACAACCGAGAGGAGCAGGAAAUAUUCGGAAAGGAAGCCACGUCCGUCGGAUCUUUCAAGUCGCUCUCGCGGGCUGUCGGUGACUAGCGAUCAUUCCCCGAGUCUUCCGACUCCAGAUUUCGCCAAGCGUCUAAGCGGCAGCCAGUUCACAUUCUCCCCAAUAUCUGCAACUACGCCAAAUAUUCCUCAGUUUGCAUAUCAAAACCAAUCAUACCAAGGCCAGCCGUAUUCAACAACUCACUCUCGCCAAGGUUCUGGAUCUCCAGCCACCCCUGAUGUUCGACCAGGUCUGGGUCGGCCAAGCACGAGCCGUAGCUUUACGUCGGAUAAUGGUGGCAUGCGAAUGAGCAAUGAUUACAACACGCAGUAUCGACGGGAAUCUGGUUCAACUUCUUACUCCCACCAUCAGGAUGGACCAUCCAUCUCAUCUCGUCCUUAUUCUGGUAUCUUCCACUCGGCAAUGCCUCUUCCCGAUGGCCCUGAAGACAGCGCGCGGUCUUCACGUGCUUCAUCACGAGAUCGAAAUGUCGCAGGUGGCUACAACGUUCUGUACCUCGCCGCCAGUUUGUUCGAAUUCAACAUUGCUGCCACGAAGUCUGAAGCUGGAUACCCUUACUUAACGUAUCAGGCGGGCGAGAUCUUUGAUGUCAUCGGCGAAAAAGGCGAACUCUGGCUCGCCAAAAACCAAGACGAUCUUUCAGAACAAGUCGGUUGGAUCUGGAGUAAACAUUUUGCUCGUUUAGCAACUGAUUGA